Monopterus albus (swamp eel) is the source of this 1099-nucleotide messenger RNA. RefSeq lists its product as uncharacterized. The record is from RefSeq and is a predicted model, not a curated record. Bases 66 to 911 code for a protein of 281 amino acids. NCBI's taxonomy places the organism in Eukaryota, Metazoa, Chordata, Actinopteri, Synbranchiformes, Synbranchidae. The transcript has 3 exons.
AGAAGUCCAGUGGCAAGCAUCUCGCUAACGGCAUCCAUGAAGUUUAUGUUGCUCUAACUGCAAGGAUGUUUCUACCACUGGUGGUUUUUCUCAGCACCACUGUGCUUCACUCUGUGUCAGCUGGAGGUGUGUAUUGUGCUAAAACAGCAAGAGCCCGUGCUGCUGCCUUGGGUUUGAAUUACCCUGGAGUGUAUGGAGCCCCUGAUCUUCAUGUUCCUCACCAUGCAAGGCGCCCAAGCACAAAGCCAUUAAGACCCCAUUUAUAUAAAAAUACUCAUCUUGAACCAGCUGAGAGUGACUCUCACAUGGCCUACUACAAACGAUAUUAUCCAGGGGUGAGAUUCUUGGACAACAGGAGACAUGAACACGCUCGCCUCAGGGCUCCUGAAUUCCCAUUUCAGCCGAGCUAUGGCACUUAUAACCCAAUUCAACAUGAAUACGCCAGCAAACAAGCGUUCGCCCUUCCCAAAGGACAGUUAGUCAGAAACCACAAGUCUUAUUUUGAGGGGGUCAAGCAUGUUUCCCCACCAAAAUGGGCAGAAGGCCCUAGCCAGUCCGACCAUGUGAACUGGAAUCAUCGAGGUCACACUGGGCCGCGAUCAUUUGGCUACAAUGAGCACGGCCUUGUUGAUGUCCCAAACAGAUAUUCCAUGCCUGUGAGUGGACACUCCCCACCUUGGAGCAACAGUCAUGGUGCUCACCAGAGGGGUCUAACUGGAAGAGACUUGGGAAGAGAAGUUCCUGUCCUUGCUUCAUCUCAUUUCAUCAAAGGCCACGGUGGAGCGAUGACUAGCCAAGAUCCUGUGUCUGCUAGAUGGUUGAGGUUUAGGUUUCCUGGGCAUCCUGCUCAGCCCCUACACAGAAACCUUGGUGUCAAACAGUUUAUUCAAGGUAACCCACCCUUUUCUUAGAUGUCUGAAAGUUAGUGACAGAGCUCAGUUGUCUUCUCAAAUUGAGUACCUAUAAGGAGUUAAAGUUAACAGGGAAGCAUUUUGUAAAGAAACUUUUUUUUACUGUACAACUUGUUUUUCCUCAACCUGUAACUCUGAAACAAGUCGCAUUAUGUAUUUGCCCUUGAAUAAAAAAUUUACUAACAUAA